Amaranthus tricolor (Joseph's coat) is the source of this 1888-nucleotide messenger RNA. Its product is annotated as SAL1 phosphatase. NCBI's taxonomy places the organism in Eukaryota, Viridiplantae, Streptophyta, Magnoliopsida, Caryophyllales, Amaranthaceae. The record is from RefSeq and is a predicted model, not a curated record. Bases 371 to 1573 code for a protein of 400 amino acids. Gene Ontology annotation, molecular function: 3'(2'),5'-bisphosphate nucleotidase activity. The transcript has 11 exons. Gene Ontology annotation, biological process: phosphatidylinositol phosphate biosynthetic process; sulfate assimilation.
ACACACAAUUUUCAGAAUAGCAAUGAACUUCAAAACACUGCAUUACUCCCCUUCUCUCUACUCUAAAAAAAAAAACCUAAAAAAACUCUACUCCACGGCCGUCAUUCAGCCCCUGCCGCCUGCCACCCUCACCAUCACCGUCACCUCCUGCCGCCGGUGGCUCAGACGCUACAGUCUGGCGCUGCUCCUCGUGGCUGCUGCUCACGCCCUACUUGGUCGAAAGUCGAGGUCGACUUUACUCUACUCCUCUUUACAAAAACCCUAAAAAUCAAAAUUUUGAUUUUUGUAGGGAAUCUUGCUAGGCCUUUCCAAUACUGUUGGAGUGUUAGCCGGUGUCUUGGGACAACAACCACUGGUUAUAUAUUGCAACAUGUUUUGUUCUCACUUGAAAGGAACGUCACUGUUAGUCAAUGAAAAAUUAGCUGCCAAAGCAAGAACCAUAAGAGAUCCAUGGGGUAAGACUGCAGCCCAUGUUGUAGUGGAAUCCACAAGUGUCUUUACUAACAAAGGCAAGGUUGCUGCUCACUUGAAGUCUUACCAAAAGGAGCUUGUUGCUGCCAAAAAAGCUGCUUCACUUGCUGCCCGUCUUUGUCAGAAAGUACAAAAAUCAUUGUUGCAAUCAGAUGUUCAAUCAAAACUCGACAAGAGCCCAGUAACAGUUGCAGAUUAUGGUUCACAAGCUGUUGUUAGCUUUGUUCUUGAGCGUGAACUUUCAUUUGACCCGUUUUCUUUGGUGGCUGAGGAGGAUUCUGGUGAUCUGAGGAAGGAUGGUGCACGAGAUACUUUAGAGCGCAUUCGCUUGCUUGUGAACGAAACUAUUGGCAGUGAGAAUACUUAUAGCAUUUCACCCUUGUCGGCUGAAGAUGUGCUUGUUCUUAUUGAUAAUGGUAGGUCUGAGGGUGGUGCUGUAGGUCGGCACUGGGUUCUAGAUCCAAUAGACGGUACUAAAGGGUUUCUGAGGGGAGAUCAAUACGCUAUAGCAUUAGCAUUGCUGGAUCAAGGAAAAGUAGUCCUCGGAGUCUUGGCUUGCCCAAAUCUUCCUUUAGCACCACUUGGUGUGCAAAGCUCAGGCAGUCAAACUGGUUGUCUUUUCUCAGCAGUCACCGGUAAUGGAACUUUUAUGGAGUCGCUUGAUGGUUCUUCUUCUCCGAUUAAAGUGACUGUAAAUCCAACAGAAAAUUCUGAAGAGGCAUCAUUCUUUGAAUCAUUUGAAGCAGCUCACUCCUUGCAUGACCUGACUAGCUCUAUAGCAAAAAAGCUCGGUGUCAAAUCACCACCGGUCAGAAUUGAUAGCCAAGCAAAAUAUGGUGCUUUAAGUAGAGGCGAUGGUGCUAUAUAUCUCCGUUUUCCGCAUGUAGGUUAUCGUGAAAAAAUAUGGGACCAUGCUGCUGGUGCCAUUGUCGUUACAGAAGCUGGAGGAGUUGUUACUGAUGCUGCUGGAAAACCUUUGGAUUUCUCCCAAGGAAAGUAUCUUGACUUGUACAAAGGCAUUGUAGCUAGCAACAAGAAGCUAAUGCCAGCAGUUUUGAAGGCAAUUCAAGAGUCCAUAGAUGAGAAACCCGCAUCCUUGUGAUCCUUUCCACAUGCGUGCCAUCAUUUGGAUGAUGAUUAUUGCAGUGAGUCUGCAUUAUCGGUGUUCUCAUUAAGGUAAUCGUGGUAACUCUUUCGUGAUCAUCAGUAUUCUUGUGCUCGUUCUUUGACGAUGUAUGAGCUACAACUGAUUUCAUGAGAUUGCAUCAAUGAUUAGUGUAGAGGUGUAACUAAAAUUAUUGGGAAACAAUUAUUCACUCUUCAACUGUUAGCACACUUCUGCAUAUACUGAGGAGCUAAUUUUAUGCAAUUUUUAAAAUUAAACUCUGCUAUAAUUACAAAAGAUCAGUUUUGUGAA